GACCUAUUUUUUAGCCUGGUGGGCCUGUGCUUCUUUGGCAGUAAGGCUGAUUGGCAUAUUACACCACUUCCUCUGCAAAUAGCUGGUCUUCUCUGGCUUGCAAAUACAUCCCUGUCCAGAACUGGAGUUAAGUCCAGGAGUGCUGAGUUGGCCAGUUUAACAUUUAGGAAUGUCUGAGAACAGAAAGGGAUCCUGUCUCAAACAGUGUCAGAAAUGCCAUGUCGAUAUGAAUGGAGACAUGUUAGAUCCACAAGGCGUGUGUCUUCACUGCAAAGCUAAGGAGCAGCAAAAGAUCCAGAAAGGCAAGAGGGAUUUGGUCAUCACAAAGAAUGUAAGUGAGAUUAUGGAGACUGAGCCUGCUUACUCCGAGUUCAUCAGUUGUGAUCGGAGCGGCCGAAGAAAUGCAAUCGCUGAUCUUCAAGGAGAUGCAGCUGCCCUUAAGCUGGAGAACCUGGCCAGCACCCUGGAUGACAUUGCCCUUGAAGAAGAAGAAAAUCAAGUAGAGGAUGAUGACACUGAGAAGAAACCUGGAAUGACAGCUAACAGCCAAGACAGCAGCUCAUCAUUAUAAACUUUCUGGCUGG
This is a messenger RNA of Sceloporus undulatus (fence lizard), 584 nucleotides long. RefSeq names its product cAMP-dependent protein kinase inhibitor gamma (gene PKIG). The transcript has 4 exons. The record is from RefSeq and is a predicted model, not a curated record. The coding region runs from base 170 to 571 and encodes 133 amino acids. Gene Ontology annotation, biological process: negative regulation of cAMP-dependent protein kinase activity. Gene Ontology annotation, molecular function: cAMP-dependent protein kinase inhibitor activity. NCBI's taxonomy places the organism in Eukaryota, Metazoa, Chordata, Lepidosauria, Squamata, Phrynosomatidae. Gene Ontology annotation, cellular component: cytoplasm; nucleus.